This is a messenger RNA of Didymodactylos carnosus, 333 nucleotides long. NCBI's taxonomy places the organism in Eukaryota, Metazoa, Rotifera, Eurotatoria, Philodinida, Philodinidae. The record is from the annotation of a GenBank genome assembly.
AUGACUAGACUGCAAAUCGACUCGAUUGAUAUGCGUACAAGACCCAAUGUUAUUUCAUGUACUGUUAUAUUUGAAUUGAAAAGCUUGUUUCCAGACAUGUGUUUCAUUCGAGGAAGACCCAGACAUCCUCAAAGUCAAGGCUGUAUUGAACGUGCCAAUGGUGUUUUAAGUAUUGCAUUGGGUAAAUGGUUAGAUGCGAACAAUUCAGUUAAUUGGUCAGAUGGUCUGCUACCAGUUGUUUAUGGAUUCAACACAAGAGUAUCGUCAACGACAAAAACAACACCAUAUGAAAUAAUGUUUGGUCAACGUCCACGAUCGGAUUCCGAUUUUUGA